AUGCCCCAAGGCCAUGGGACAAGACUGUCCCUCCCAUCCAGGACCAACAUAAAAGCUAGCCCAGAGCCUCUCUCCCUCACACACUUCUCACACCUUUUCCUCCUGCUCCUGCUGACAACAGGGAUCAUCCACACCACACCCAUGGCCUGCAACAGCCUCUGCCGACCCUGCGGACCCACCCCGCUGGCCAACAGCUGCAACGAGCCCUGUGCCCUGCAAUGCCAGGACUCCCGCGUCAUCAUCAACCCUUCCCCUGUGCUGGUCACCCUGCCAGGACCCAUCAUGACCUCCUUCCCCCAGAGCACCGCCGUCGGAUCCACCUCCUCGGCUGCCGUGGGCACUGAACUCAGUGUGCAGGGACAGCCCAUCUCUGGGGGAUUUGGUGGAUUUGGUGGCUUUGGCUAUGGCCGUGGGUUUGGCUAUGGGCUGGGCUGUGGCUAUGGUCUGGGAGGCCUGGACUGCUAUGGCAGAAGGGGCGGCUACAACUGCUAA
This is a messenger RNA of Oenanthe melanoleuca, 492 nucleotides long. Its product is annotated as feather keratin B-4-like. The transcript has 2 exons. NCBI's taxonomy places the organism in Eukaryota, Metazoa, Chordata, Aves, Passeriformes, Muscicapidae. Gene Ontology annotation, cellular component: intermediate filament. The coding region runs from base 1 to 492 and encodes 163 amino acids. Gene Ontology annotation, molecular function: structural constituent of cytoskeleton. The record is from RefSeq and is a predicted model, not a curated record.